Prorocentrum cordatum is the source of this 685-nucleotide messenger RNA. NCBI's taxonomy places the organism in Eukaryota, Dinophyceae, Prorocentrales, Prorocentraceae. The record is from the annotation of a GenBank genome assembly.
GAGGCUGCGCGGGGUCCUUCGCGUCGAGCCCAGCCAGGGCGCCUGCGGCGCCGGCGCCCUCUGGCUGCGGCCGAAGGCUGGGGAGCCCGAGAGGCUGGGGCUGUGCCCGUCCGCGAGGCACGCCGCCGCCUUCGUCGGCUGCGGCGUGCGGCCGUGCAUCGCAGGUGGGGCGCACGAGGGCCAGCGGGCCGGGGGAGGGGAAAAAGAGGCCCACGGCGCGCAGCGCGCUCGGGGCGCCGACGGGCGGCCGGCCACGGUGUCCGUGGAGCAGGUCGUGUGUGCCAGCGGCAUCGGGGAGCUGGUGCCGCGGAACGUGCGGGACAAGCGGCUGGUCACGGUCGAGCAGCACGAGGCGGCGGCCGGGUCGCACGUGGAGAGGGGCGAGUUCGCCGAGGCGGCGGAGAAGAUGCGUGAGGCCCUGGACAUGCGCUGCGCGUUGCUUGGGCACGACCAUCCGCAGUCGAAGCUGGGCACGGAGGCCUUCGUCGGGCUCUGCAUCAACUACGCAAGACACUGCAUGUCCUAUGGCGAGAUGGGCUUCUUCCAAAGCUCUCCCGUGCCGAUCAGAUGCGCAUGCGUUUGUGCUCAAGCUCAUUUCAGCACGCGGUUGCAGGGCAAGCAUCGUUGUUGCUAUCCGAUAUCCCAUCUACAUGACCUUCUACCACUCCCGACCGCUUUCAUGUGA